UCCAUACACGCUCACACCUUGUCUUCUUCUUCUUCUUCUUCUUCUUCUCCACAACUCUGACUCCAUAACCGACCUCAACUUCUCUCUCACACACACAGUAUCGGGCUAUGAAAUUUAGGGUUAAGCUUGAUUGAAUCCAGGUACUUUCUCCGUAAUGGCUUGUUCUUCUAUAGCUAUUCCGGACCUGACUUUUCUCUCACCACAAUUGACGCAUAGGCGGUGUAUAUCGCUCUCUAAAAGUUCUCUAUCUAGGCUCUCUCUCUCAAAGAAUCGCGGCUGCAAUUUUCGUCUCAGAACACGGAUCAGAGCUGUUAAAGAAGAGGGCGUUGUGGUCGAUGAGGAGAGGAGCGAAUUCAUCAAGGAGGUGAAUGGAGUGGGAUUGAAUGGUAAUGGAGCUGCCAGUACGAAUGGGAAUGGUUAUGCGUAUAAUGGUUCUGUGGAGAGGUAUUCCAAUGGCGGUGUGAGUGUGUUGGAGAGUGGGAAUGGGGCGGCUACUAAUGGGACCUUGGCGAAAUAUGUAAACGGAAAUGGAAAUGGUGCGGCGGCGGAAGUGGCGGCCGAGGUUAAGGACGCGGAGGUGGCGGAGGAAGGGAGAAAGAAGAGGAUAGAGGAAAUUGGAAAAGAAGACGCCUGGUUUAAGCAAAGUGGACAACAAAAAGUUGAGGUUUCUGUUGCUCCUGGUGGUCGUUGGAGUAGAUUUAAAACUUACUCAACAAUCCAGAGAACCUUGGAAAUAUGGGGAUUCGUUCUAAAAUUUCUCUUUAAGGCUUGGUUGAACAAUCAGAAGUUUACUUAUAGAGGAGGAAUGACAGAGGCGAAGAAAGUCUUGAGGCGGAAGGCUCUUGCAAAGUGGCUUAAAGAAAGUAUUUUAAGAUUAGGUCCGACAUUCAUCAAAAUUGGCCAGCAGUUCUCUACAAGGGUUGACAUUCUUGCGCAAGAAUAUGUAGACCAAUUGGCUGAACUUCAGGAUCAAGUUCCUCCUUUUCCAUCAGAGACAGCUGUUUCUAUUAUUGAAGAAGAGCUCGGAGGUUCUGUAAAUGAAAUCUUUGAUCGGUUUGACUAUGAACCAAUAGCUGCAGCUAGUCUUGGUCAGGUCCACCGUGCAAGAUUGAAGGGACAGGAAAUUGUCGUUAAAGUACAAAGGCCCGGGCUUAAGGGUCUCUUUGACAUUGAUCUAAAAAAUUUGAGGGUAAUUGCAGAGUACCUUCAAAAGAUUGAUCCAAAAUCAGAUGGUGCAAAGAGGGAUUGGGUUGCUAUAUAUGAUGAGUGUGCCUCAGUUUUAUACCAGGAAAUCGAUUACACCAAGGAAGCUGCAAAUGCAGAACUAUUUGCAAGCAACUUUAAGAACUUGGAAUAUGUUAAAGUCCCAACAAUAUUGUGGGAGUACACAACACCACAGGUUUUGACUAUGGAGUAUGUCCCAGGGAUCAAAAUAAAUAAGAUAAAAGCUUUAGAUCAGUUGGGUGUUGAUCGGAAAAGGUUGGGUCGAUAUGCUGUUGAAUCUUACUUGGAGCAAAUCCUGUCUCAUGGUUUUUUCCAUGCUGACCCUCAUCCUGGAAAUAUUGCUGUUGAUGAUGUUAAUGGUGGAAGGUUAAUCUUUUAUGAUUUCGGAAUGAUGGGAAGUAUUAGUCCAAACAUCAGAGAAGGUUUGUUGGAAGUAUUCUAUGGAGUUUAUGAGAAGGAUCCUGAUAAGGUCCUCCAGGCAAUGAUACAAAUGGGCGUUCUUGUACCUACUGGAGAUAUGACGGCUGUCAGGCGAACAGCUCUGUUCUUCCUUAACAGCUUUGAAGAGCGCCUUGCUGCACAGAGAAAAGAGAGAGAGAUGGCUACAGCUGAACUUGGUUUUAAAAAGCCAUUGAGUAAGGAGGAAAAGAUAAUGAAGAAGAAAGAACGUUUGGCUGCAAUUGGGGAAGAUCUAUUAGCCAUUGCAGGAGAUCAACCCUUCCGCUUUCCUGCUACUUUCACAUUUGUUGUUCGGGCAUUUUCAGUAUUGGAUGGCAUUGGAAAGGGCCUUGACCCUCGAUUUGAUAUUACUGAGAUUGCCAGACCUUAUGCCCUGGAAUUGUUGAAAUUUCGGGAAGCUGGAGUUGAAGUUUUAUUAAAGGAUGCAAGAAACAGAUGGGAUAGGCAAUCUCAGGCCUUUUACAACUUAUUUAGGCAAGCUGACAGAGUUCAAAAGCUUGCUGAUGUCAUCCAAAGACUGGAGCAAGGUGAUCUCAAGCUUAGAGUUCGGGCAUUGGAAUCUGAGAGGGCAUUCCAACGUGUAGCAACUGUUCAGAAGACUAUAGGGAGUGCCGUUGCUGCAGGAAGCUUAGUAAACCUGGCAACAAUUUUGUAUUUUAAUUCCGUUCGAGUUCCUGCUAUCACCGCAUAUGUCUUUUGUGCAUUUUUCGGUGUUCAAGUUCUCAUUGGCAUUAUCAAGGUGAAGAAGUUGGAUGAGCGUGAAAGAUUAAUAAUGGGAACUGCUUAAUUGUUGUUGGUUCAUCUCAGUGGCUUAAACCAUUCAACCGUUGAAUAAAUUGGGAUGCCGAAACGUAUAGUUUCCUUCACAAAAGUCGUAAUUCAAAAAUUGCCCCUACCCAAAUUUGAGAUAUGGAGAUGUUUGGCACCAAGGGCUUAUCAUGGCAGUUGUUUUAAAGCCACACUCGUGUAAAUUUCCACUUGGUAUUAGGAUAGAGUUUAGGUUAGCCAAUGCCGUUUUGUUCUAUAACUACACCAAGUAACGUCGUUUGCUUCAAGAUGCACCUGAAUUUCAGGCUUAUUGUCUUAUUUGAGCAGCCUUUGGCCUUGAUGUAGAGCUGUUUUUGUAACUAUUCUGUAGUUGGGAGUGGUCAGUGUAGUCACGUGGCUUCCCAUCAUAAUUUACAGAGCAAGGAUCUCUGCAAUAUCGUUGUAUAAUUGUGUAACCAAAAAACAGAACUCAAUUUUAAAUAAGGAAAAAAAAUGCAAGUAAAUAUAAUAUAUCCAAACUAGAGACUGAUUUUUCA
This is a messenger RNA of Humulus lupulus (European hop), 2987 nucleotides long. RefSeq names its product protein ACTIVITY OF BC1 COMPLEX KINASE 8, chloroplastic. The coding region runs from base 155 to 2470 and encodes 771 amino acids. Gene Ontology annotation, biological process: regulation of response to reactive oxygen species. The record is from RefSeq and is a predicted model, not a curated record. The transcript has 21 exons. Lineage: Eukaryota; Viridiplantae; Streptophyta; Magnoliopsida; Rosales; Cannabaceae.